AUGUGGAGCGCCAUCCGCCAGGUGUUGCCAAAUGUGGAGUUGAUGGGCUGUUCCUUCCACUGGACGCAAGCCUUAUGGAGGAAGGUUAGGAUGAUAAUAAGUUUUACAAGCAUGAUAGGUUUGAAAAAAAUAACAAAGCGCAUGUGUAGCGCUAGCUAAUUGUCAACACACUUAAAAAACAAAAUCAAACAAACAUAAAAUUUUGAAAAAUCAAAUAAACAAAACAUCAGUACAAUAACACGACUUAAACAUUAAUUAACCUUUUUUCAUUUUCUUCUAGGUACAAGAGCUUGGCCUUCAAAAGGCAUACAACAGAGACCGUGGCACGUAUGAGUACACAAGAAAAAUGAUGGCUUUACCGUUCCUGCCAGCAGAAACAAUAGAAAGACGUUUCAAUCACCUCCAGCGACGAGCGACAACAAAGGCCAUGAAAACCUUUAGCCAAUACGUGAACGACAACUGGAUUAUCAACCGUACCUUCCCACCAGCAACUUGGAGCGUGUAUAUGGAAGCCGUCAGAACGAACAAUGACCUGGAGGGGUGGAACAACGCCCUCAAAACCUGA
Molecule: messenger RNA, 565 nt
Organism: Porites evermanni
Lineage: Eukaryota; Metazoa; Cnidaria; Anthozoa; Scleractinia; Poritidae
Source: the annotation of a GenBank genome assembly